AUGGCUUCCACUAGCUCAUUCGACGAUGCGUCGACUCCACCCGAUGUUUCUACUGCCGUCCAACUCACUCAAAGUCUGGCCUCAUCUCAAGAUGAAGGUCCAAGUCGCUUACCUUCAACAUCCCUCUUGUUAGCCGGCAAUUCGCAAGGUGAAUUUAGAGAAUCUGAGUGCGAUGACUCCUUAGCAGUAAAAGAUAUGUUGACGCAAAGUUCGUCAUUCGGUCGACAUAUUUCAUCAUCAACGACCCCUCCACCAUCGUCUCAGAUAUCAAAUAUUCAUCAAUCGCUCCCAAAUCAGAGAAUCGCAACAACUUCGCCAUCUGAUCUCGGAUCUCCGCGUGCCACAGACUCAAAUGGAAUCAAGGCAGCUUCUUUUCCCAACAUCACCCGACUACCGACUGCUCAAGAGAUUACGGACGCGUCUACAGAAGAAAAGACAGAAAUGAUCAAGAUGCUGAUUUCCGACAACAGCAAGUUGGAGAACGCAAUUCGAGAAUCUCGUAUGGAACAAGCACAUUGCAAAUUGCAAAACACGCUUCUGGCUCUAGAGUCCGAGGAGGCUAUUAAGCAUUUGGAGGCGGAACAUGAAUUGACGCGCCGAGAAGUCCAGGUUUUAAAACUUACAUAUCCGGGGAGAAGUGAACCCCAUGCACCCAGUCCAGAGUAUGUUUCAAGGCUCAAGGCCAUUUGUAAGAGCCUGGAAACAGAGAACAAAACCAUCAAACGUCGUCUCGAGAGAGCGAAGAAAGUAAUAGAGGCAAAGGACGACCAAUUGGAGGCCGCUAAUGAGACAAAUGAUCGUCUUACUCAACGUAUUCGCGAGAAUCGAGAGCACAUCAAUAUUAUGCGCAGCCCUGGGGGUUUCUUUCAUGUUGCUACGCCGAAGCCAUCACAUAACAGUUACCCAGCUACUCCACAACAGUACCGUCGAACGCCACAUCAGACUCCCAUGACCGGUCGCUCGAUGGCUGAAUCUCGCGAACAUGGCCAAGAACCUGGAUUUGCCGCUCUCUUGGCUGCCGCUCACCAUGAAAACAAUAGUGCACCGUCCACUCCUCUCAUCAGCCAGCGUGCUGGCCCACACACCCCAGUCAAUAGACAUAAUCGUGGUGUUCAAUCCCUCUCUUCGUUGCCUAACACACCUCCUUCGGCGCGUCCAGGCACUGCGCAAUCAACACUUCUUCCUUCUGCACAAUUCAUGCCACACAGUGCAUCUAGGUUAGCUUACGCCAACCGCACCCCGAAACUCCCACCUCGCGAACGUCGACGCGAAAGUCGCGAUAGUACCAUUUCAGCUGAGGAUAUUGAGGAGUUUAAUAGCUCUAGAUUCGAAGGGCGCGGACGUGGGAGUGUGGGCCAUGAGGAAAUCCAAGAAAGCCGAGCUGCUCAAAGUGCAAAUGAAAUGCUACGCGCUAAUCCUCGUGAAUCUUUUGAGGUUGCACCUUCUAGAACCAAUACUCCAAAUCCUGUUACAGCAAAGAGUGAACUUUUGCAGUCCAAGAUCUGGGGAACUGUCACUAAACCGGUAGUUGAGAAGAGAAAACGUGAUGGUCAUUAUUCCUCUGGCCAUUCAAACAAGAAAUCGAGGGCUUCUGAUCCUAUUGGCCUUGGUAUUGGUUACGAGGUACCCCGAGUUUAA
Messenger RNA from Botrytis byssoidea, 1638 nucleotides. RefSeq lists its product as uncharacterized. The transcript has a single exon. NCBI's taxonomy places the organism in Eukaryota, Fungi, Ascomycota, Leotiomycetes, Helotiales, Sclerotiniaceae. Bases 1 to 1638 code for a protein of 545 amino acids. The record is from RefSeq and is a predicted model, not a curated record.